Molecule: messenger RNA, 6953 nt
Organism: Cuculus canorus (common cuckoo)
Lineage: Eukaryota; Metazoa; Chordata; Aves; Cuculiformes; Cuculidae
Gene: BICRAL
Product: BICRA like chromatin remodeling complex associated protein
Exons: 13
Coding region: 3232-6516 (1094 amino acids)
Biological process (GO): positive regulation of DNA-templated transcription
Cellular component (GO): SWI/SNF complex
Source: RefSeq, a predicted model, not a curated record
UGCUACAUAGUUCUGCCCUUGACAGAUACAGUUCUGCUGUAGCUAGAUAUUUAUGCCACCUUAUAAAUCUGUAGUUUUCCUGCUCCCCGAUGUGUCGUUUUCCAGUAGAGUUUAUAUAUUUAGUUUGAUUGUAGUGAGAGAAAAAAAAAACCCAAAGUCCUGCUAGUAUAAGCUGCAUUUCCAAUUUACCACAAAGACACUUUCUGUAUCUGUAAAGUUUUGCAGCAGAGGUAAGUCCAUAGCCUAGAGUUCAAGAGCUUUGCAAGCAAGCAUGGAUGCGUUGGUGUGCUGCCUUGAUAUUCAUCGUACUCCAGCUGUAUUUUCAGAGCCUUGCUGGCAUACUUCCACAUCAGUUCCAGAAAAGUUGUAUCUGCGUAACUGCAGUUAUGUUUUAUUAUGUGGCUCUCUAAUGGUCACUGAUCAUCCCUUUUCAUGCUGUGUUAGGCUUGUGAUAAGUCUAAUGACUGGUGCUUUUUAGCGUAGAUGUAGCAGUGAAAGCAUGAAAGUGGGUCAUCCUUGUCUAAGUAAUAGAUAUAGUCCAGGCAUAAGAGCCUCUGAUAAUGUAAUUCAUUCUGUUUGAGAGUUGGCAUAAUAUAGUAGUUCUGCUGGAAUGAGCUGCAUCUGUGCUGGAAAGCCUUUUUUAUGGUGACAUCCUUGGUCUGGCGUAGGCUUCGGGAUUGUCUACAAAAACAAGUGUGUUUUACUUUCAUAUAGUAGAGGAAAAUCAGUAAGAUUAAUAAACUAUUCUAACAUUCACUGUGACUUGCAGCUGUUAUAGUUUCAAAGUGGGCAUAAUCAGUAUCAGUAAAGCCCUUGUUGCACUGACAGAAAUGCAUAAGCACUGGCCUGAACUGAUGUUUUUUCAAAGUCGUAACGUAGCUAAAUGAAUAUAUGUAUCUUUUUUUCACAAUGUUCAUUUGCCCCUGCUUUUCAUUGUUGAAGAAACAACUACUGCGUCUGUGUUAUUUUUGCUUUAUUUGAAAAUCGCUGAGGUUUUAGACAAAGCAAAAAUUAAUGAUUAACUGGCACAAUAGACUUACCAAAUAUUUUUACGGCUUUAAUUCUUUUUCUUACACUAGUUUUAAAAUGCACUAGAGCUACUUCCAAUGUUACUUUGAGCAAGGGAAUACUUACCAAAAGGAGAAGAAAGUGAACAUAUCACUGUCGAGACUUAAUACAAUAGCCUUUCUUUAAUUGAAGGUAUUAAGAGUGGGGAUACUGGAGAGAAAGUUUUAACUUCAUUGCAAGAGACGUGAUUUUUGUUAGGGCUGAUCUGAUGCCUUGUCUUGGGUGGAGAUCACAGUAGUUUUACUGCAAACUUGAUCCGAAGACUUGAUGUUGAAGACUUUUGAAGACUUGAUGUUGAAGCUUGGAUGUUUUGAGAUGUGUCACCUACAGGAAGUAUCUUGGCCCCACUGAAAUAGGUGGCAAAAUCUCCGUUGGCUUCAAUAAGGACAAGUUUGGCAGUGUGGAGAAUUUUCAGUUUGGUUCUGGGAGUGCUGAUAAAGACUACACUGCCGAGUUAGUUACACGUCUGUCAAUUCAUCAUAUUCAAAUUUCAGUUGAAUUCCCAAAUGGUGGGAUAACUGAGAAGAGUAUAAAUCUCCAUUCACCUUUAAAAAUUGGCAGCUGUUAGCUGGUAUUUGCUUGUGUGAACCAUGCCUGUGGCAAGGUAACUAUUGUGAUGUUUGGCUUUUUAAAACUAGUAUAGAAACUAUUGUGGAAUAGAGUGGCAAUGAAAAGCUCUUAAUUGGACAUGGGCUUACAAAUUGAGAAAUGAUCAGUUAAUAGGGGAGUUAUGUUCUGGGACUGUGUAAGCAUUGUUUCAGAAUCUUUGAAUAUUAGAUGUACAGAAUGAGAAGUACCAUACACAGGUGUUCUCUACUAGAAACAAGGUAAAAACAUCUGAACAACUGAUCUCACAUUUCUUCAAGUGUUGUAUUGCACAAAUAAUGUAUGCUAAUAGGCUGUGAUACUGCAUACAGUAGUUUCUAGAAAUAGCUAGGAGUAGCUGGCUUCCUUUGGGUAGCUGAACAUUGCUUUCCUAGAGGAACUGUUGAGAUUAUGCCUCCUUCUUUUCCUCUUUUGGAGUGAAACCAUGACUUUCAAAAUGUUCUACGAAUAUUGAGAUUCCUGAAGAAUUGUGUAUGCCAUGGCACAAUUUAGGAAACAAGAGCCCAAAAUAGGCCAUAGCAUAGUGAUGAGGAUCAUCACGGCUGGGGAAAUGGGCUAAGCCGAGUGUUCAGCGUGGUGAAUCCCACCGUCAUCACCUCCAGGCUACGACUUACUCGGGAUUUUCUCCACGUGAUGUAAAACAGUAUGUUUCCAGAUGAAAGUCUUGUGAAGAUUUUGAUGUUGCCAAGAGCGCCUUACGAUGCAGUAGGAGAAAAAUUGUAUUGAAUAAAUUAGAAAUUAAAUUCCGAACAUGUGUGUCUGAGGGAAACCAGAUUGUGGACAGCUGCAGUUGGGGUUCACAUGCGUACUUGCUGUGCUUGACUGUAGCUGGUUUAACAUUUACUGUCAUGCAUACUGUUAACAUUCGAAGUGCACAUUUCCAUUUCGGUUUUUUUAGUAUAUUAAAAUGUCACUGUAGUUAUUGGAAGCUUGGUAAAUUACCACAUUUUCCAACUUAAAUGAAGAAAUUUUUUUUGUGGUAUACUAAUGGGUAGUCAAAUUUAAGGGUUGGGUAGACAAGCUUUUCUGGGUUGUCCUUAGUGUGUGUUUUUUACUUACCAGUCUGUAUGUGGAUCUGGUACUCGAUAAUUGUGAAAGGACCCUGCCUGCCCUCUUGGGUGUUCAUCUGCCACAUCUUAGGAACCAUGAAGAUGCAUACUGUUGUGCUUAGCCCUUCAUGAGAGAUAGCACUUUUGUGUUUCUUUUAUUACUGUUUAUCAGAGUCCUUGAAUAGCUCCCAUUGUUUUUGGAGUAGUUUUUCAGAGAGGUUUUGUAUUGUUCUUCUGAGCAUUUUAAAUUACAAAUUGCUUCUUGUACUCUUUUGCAUACAGAUGUCUUUGAAGAACUCAUGCGUAAAUUCAGUUCCACAACUGAUUUCAAACUUUUUAAGAAGCACACUGAGCAAAAUAAUAGCACUGUGAAAAUUAAUGGCAGUCUUAAUGGAAAUUUGCCAGACGAAAGGACUAAGGACUUCAACUCUGGGCGUUUUUCCUCUCCAGUCAGUGUGGAAUCACUUAGUGCUGCUGUGAUCCUUUGAUGUAAUUUAACAAGGGAUGGAUGCUUGUAUUGGUUGUCAUGGAUGAUGACGACGAUGAAUCCUGUCUCCUUGAUCUUAUUGGGGACCCGCAGGCGCUGAAUUAUUUUCUUCAUGGACCCAGUAGUAAGUCUAGCAAUGAAGACUUGACUAAUGCAGAAUAUUCUGUAGCCAACUCAAAUUCGAUUUUCGCCAACUCCAAUAACACUGAUCCUAAGUUGUCUGUGAAAGGUGUAAGCGGUCAGCUUGGAGAGGGGCCUAGUGAUGGGCUGCAGCUGUCCAGUAGCCUUCAGUUUCUUGAAGAUGAACUUGUAUCUUCUCCUUUACCUGAUCUUACGGAGGAUCAGCCUUUUGAUAUUCUUCAGAAGUCCUUGCAGGAGGCCAAUAUUACUGAACAGACUUUGGCAGAAGAGGCAUAUUUGGAUGCCAGUGUAGGUUCUAGCCAACAGUUUGCACAAUCUCAGCUUCAUCCUUCUUCAUCAGCAUCCUUUACUCAGGCUUCUAAUGUUUCUAAUUACUCAGGUCAGACGUUGCAACCUAUAGGAGUUACUCAAGUGGUACAGCAACCUGUUGGAGCAUCUUUUGCAAGCAAUACAGUUGGUGUGCAACAUGGCUUUAUGCAACAUGUUGGAAUUAGUGUUCCCAGCCAGCAUUUGUCUAAUAGCAGCCAGAUUAGUGGUUCUGGGCAGAUACAGCUAAUUGGUUCAUUCAGUAAUCAGCCUUCCAUGAUGACCAUUAAUAACCUUGAUGGAUCUCAGAUUAUACUGAAAGGCAACGGGCAGCAAACACCUGCAAACAUGAGUAGUGGCCUCUUGGUUCAUAGACAGACUCCGAAUGGUAACUCACUGUUUGGUAACUCAAAUUCAAGUCCAGUAGCACAACCUGUAACUGUUCCAUUUAACAGCACAAAUUUUCAGACGUCAUUGCCUGUCCACAAUAUAAUCAUUCAGAGGGGUUUGGCACCAAACUCUAACAAAGUUCCCAUUAAUAUCCAACCAAAGCCUGUCCAGAUGGGUCAGCAGACUGCUUACAAUGUGAAUAACUUGGGAAUACAGCAACAUCACGUACAGCAAGGGAUUCCUUUUGCUUCUGCAAACUCACCUCAGAGUUCAGUAGUUGGUCCUCAUAUGUCUGUUAAUAUUGUUAAUCAGCAAAAUACAAGAAAAUCAGUUACACCUCAGACAGUAAGUAAUGCUGGAGGUAGUAUUGUUAUCCAUUCUCCUAUGGGACAGCCUCAUGCACCUCAAAACCAGUUUCUCAUACCUACAAGUCUGUCCGUUAAUUCUAAUUCAGUUCAUCAUGUCCAGGCCAUAAAUGGACAACUUCUUCAAACUCAGCCUUCCCAGUUGGUUCCUAGCCAAGUGUCUGCUGAGCACGUAAUGCUGAACAGGAAUUCUACAAACAUGCUAAGAGCCAACCAGUCAUAUUCAGGACAGAUGCUGAAUAAUCAGAACACAGCUGUUCAGCUUGUUUCUGGCCAGACCUUCACAGCUCCUGGAAACCAAGUUAUAGUAAAUCACGGAACUUCGCAAAUUGUUGGUGGACAGGUGCCAUUGCAGCAGGCAUCACCAACAGUGUUGCAUCUGUCACCCAGUCAAGCUAAUGUUUCUCAAGGUAGAUCUAGUUUUACUACGAUGUCACCUGGGCAGUCUACAGUCUCAAAUGUAUCAGCUUCUAAUCGAUUUGCUGUUGCAAGUUCUUCUGGUUCAGUACAUCCUAGCUUGGGACCAUCAGUUCAGUCUGUCGCAUCAGGAGGAAACUUUACUGGAGAUCAACUCGCGCAGAACAGAACUCAAGCUACUGUCAGUGCAUCUCAUCGUCUUUCAGCAUCCUCCUCCAAAUCUGUCAGCACCUUUAGUCACACAUCAGUUGGAGUAACACAACAACAGUUCGCCUUUGGUCAGAAAGCUAUGAACCAGACAUCACCAGGUUCUACUUCAAAGACCCAGGAUAAUUUGAGACAGCCUCAGCUAACAAGUCUUCUGAGCAACACACUAUCAGGACAGGACUCUGGAGGAAAAAUCAUACAGCAGUCUCUAGGAAACACACAGCUACAAGAAAAAGUAAUAGGGUCAUCAUCAAUUCAACAGAGUAUACAGGUGGAUGGUCAUUUAGUUGGACAGAAAAGGCCUGCUGCUAAACAGUUAACUAAAGGAGCUCUCAUUCUACAGCAAUUACAGAGGGAUCAAGUGCGUGCAGUGACACCAGAUAAAAGUCGGUUCAGAUCAUUAAAUGAUGCUAUUCAGAGACUCCUUUCAUACCAUGUGUGCCAGGGAUCACUGCCAACAGAGGAAGACUUAAGAAAAGUGGACAGUGAAUUUGAAUCUGUAGCUACACAGCUUCUGAAGAGGACACAGGCUAUGCUGAACAAAUACAGAUGUUUGCUUAUAGAAGAUGCAAUGCGAAUAAAUCCUUCUGCAGAAAUGGUUAUGAUUGAUAGGAUGUUUAACCAGGAAGAAAGGGCAUCUCUGACCCGGGAUAAGCGUCUUGCACUAGUGGAUCCUGAUGGUUAUCAAGCUGAUUUUUGUUGUUCUGCCAAACAAUUUGAUAAAAUAGCUGAAGAAGCACAGUCCAGCAAAAGUGACCAUCAGUCUAGCAAAACAUUACCUUCUCGAAGUCAGACUACCAAAACCCAAGCCAGAGACCAACCAAAAUCCAGCUCAGCAGAGUGCACAAAUCACAGUAAACUUCCUCCAGUGCCUAACAACGUUCUGAAACCACAAGAAGGAAUAGCUUCUAGUAAAAAAACGGAGAGCCUCUCUAAAGCUUUAAAGUUUGAAAAAGCUAAUUGUUCUUCUGAGAGCCAAUACACGGCCCUUUCUGAAGAAAAGAUGGCUGGGAAAAAUCUUGCCAAGUCCACUGAGAAUUCUUCGAGUUCUGAAGACUUGUCAAAAACUGUGUCAAGAGGUGGUCAUGGAACACACAACAAAACACCAAGGAACACAGUUCAGUCUUUCUCAAAGGUAACGUGUAAUAAUUCCCUCCAAGACAAAACUCUGAGGAGCUCUCCAAAGAAUGAGGUUUUACAUCCUGAUAACAGGAAAGGCUCUGGUGAAGCCCAUCAAGACUUGCUGCUGAGUAAGAGUUUAGAAACUACAUUUAAAAACAUCUUGGAACUUAAAAAAGCCGGGAGACAGCCACAAAACGAGGCUACAAGUAGCGGCUCAGUUGAAUUAGAAUUUCCUAAUUUUUCACCUAUUGCUUCACAGGAAAACUGCCUGGAAAAGUUUAUUCCAGACCACAGCGAAGGUGGUGUAGAAACUGACUCUAUUUUAGAAGCAGCUGUAAAUAGUAUCUUAGAGUGUUAAUAGUUACAUGGACAAGUUAUGUUUCUCUUAGCAGAAGCAAAUGUGAAUGACACCACAAGUACAGCCUGACAUGCAUUUAAGGUUAACCUUUCUAAACUAGAUUCUGUUCUGUGUUUGAGAGCAAUACUCAUUGUGGUUACAGUGAGAUAUCCAAGUAAAGUUAAUCCUUGUUAGAAUGCAGUCUGUUAGGGCCUUACUAUUUCAAGUAUUAUAGUGCUUUUGGUAAUUGUGCUGUACUGCAACAUAACAAGGUUGCAGGUCGUUAGGCCCUAUGUAAUACGGUAAUAUACUGACAAUCACAGUCGUUUGAAAGGAUAUAUUUAUUAAGAAGAUGUUUUUAAAAAGUGAUGGAAGCAACACUUCUCCCCUAGCAUUCUCUUCAACAAAUCAUCAAAGUUUUAUUUUUUCUGGAAAACCCACUGUACCUCUAUUCAGAA